This is a messenger RNA of Microbotryum saponariae, 1519 nucleotides long. The record is from the annotation of a GenBank genome assembly. NCBI's taxonomy places the organism in Eukaryota, Fungi, Basidiomycota, Microbotryomycetes, Microbotryales, Microbotryaceae.
AUGGCCCCUUCACUCCCUCCAAGGUCUGAAUCGAUCCUCGACUCGAUCCGAUCAUCCUGUCGAGCGUUGACUGCACGAUCAGACAUCACGGUAGCGCUCCUUUCCCUGAGUUCACUUUCGCGCCUCCGCACCCAGCUGAUCACACCUCGCAUUCCACAGAUCGAUGACGAGGCCAUCGACACUUUCUUGCACGGAAUCGGAGCGGGGAGCCAGCACUUGCAAAACAACCAUCGUGGACUGAGGCUACCAUUGCGAUUCGACUCGGCUCACGAAGAGCUCAACCUCAUCGCGUACGUGGCUCUGUUACAGGAUAGUAUCACACCCUAGACUUCAGCAGCUAAAUUACGCUCUAUUUCAUUGACCCGAAUACAGUGUGUUGUCCCUGCUCAACUUUCUCUCGGGUUACCGCAAACCCUUACACCGCCUAACUCAACGCGGCGCCUUCUCGAACAUCCUCUCGCUCGUGCUCGCGGCCCAUCUCUCCGCAGGCGACUCGUCAUCUUCCUCACUCUUAUCAGCCAAAGGGAUGCGCAACGCCACCUUGACCCAAAUAAGUAGCAUGGCGCAGAUCCAGACCCAUCAGGAAAAACCCCAUCCAACUCUGGGGCCGGUCGUCAAAGUCGGCAUGAAGGAUGACGACGCGUUCGAGAUUCUCGAAUUGAUCGUGAGGGUGUUGAAUCGGACGGGGGAGGUUCUGAAGAAAGAAGGCAAGGAGGAUCUAGGGCAUUGGGUCCAACAGGCUCUGUUGGAGGUCGAGGGCGAUAGUGAGCAGAUGCUACGCAAGGUGAGCAACGGAAGCGGAGAAGAAUUUUGAGGGUUCGGCCAUCGGCUCAAUCAUGAUGGCUCAUGCAUUCUCACUCGACUUGCUCUAUGCAGAUUUACGACACAUUCCCGGAUUUCCAAGAUGCGUACACGAUUGACGGCGGAUGUGGGUUUCGCUUCCUUGUUCAUCUCAAAUCUUUCGCUGGGGAGACACUGACCCCAUUCCGUCCCCUGACACCCGCAGCCGUAUACAUUCUCAAAAAAGCGUUGUACCUCCUCAAUGCGAUCACAUUACGCUUCUCCGCCUCUGGGAGCCCUGACCAUGCCCCGACGUUCCCUUUACCGACGAACACGACUCGCUUCCCCAUUUUUGCCGACAACGUCAUACCUUGUCAGUCUCAAAGGUUUCUGCGGCGGGGUAAUCAUGCUGCUAGAGAUGGUGCUUGGACUGAUCUCACGAGUAUUUUGUGCAGCCGUUUUGAUGCACCACCGCAUCAUCGUGCUCUCCACCUCGAGGACAUUGCGAAACCCACCCCUUCUCUCGACCGAAGAAGCGACCCGACUCCGAGCAGCUUCCAUCUCGGCCUGUCAUCGAAUAGUCGAACGAGCGCAAGUUUUGUCCGAGAACGGAUCCGAAAACGAAUGGAUGAGGGGUAUGUUGGAGGUGGAUCUGGAUGGGUAUCUGUGGGAUUCGGGCAAGAGGGAGAGUGGGAAAAACGUGGUGAGGAUCGCUGAGAGGGGUACGACGAUGUAUUGA